Messenger RNA from Brassica napus (rape), 2947 nucleotides. RefSeq names its product integrator complex subunit 3-like. The record is from RefSeq and is a predicted model, not a curated record. The transcript has a single exon. NCBI's taxonomy places the organism in Eukaryota, Viridiplantae, Streptophyta, Magnoliopsida, Brassicales, Brassicaceae. Gene Ontology annotation, cellular component: cytoplasm. The coding region runs from base 1292 to 2665 and encodes 457 amino acids.
UCGACUAAAUAAAUGAUAGGAUGUUGCUGUCGUAGUCGCAUAUAGCUGCAACAUGCAAACAGACAUGGCCAACCUAAACAGAACAGAAUCUUUCGUUUUCGAUCGUGGAAGCUUCCAGGACUCACAAACGAAAGAUGUGUGUUGGGCAACGGGCAGAGGUGGGACCAAGCGAAACCAGUGGAGCUAAACAAAGUGAGAAGAUAUUCACUUAUCAGGCAUCUAUCCCGAUCUUCCCGUCCUUACCUACAAAACAAUGACUUGACUGUCUUUUCCGUUCGCCACUUGUCCUAAUAAAUUAAUAAUAUUGCCUCUCUUUUACUAUCACAAAGCGUAUCGUCUUUCACUCCAUGGUUUCUCACUUUCUUGAGUUGAUGACCAAACAGAGUGUGAAUGGGAAAACGAUACGAUGUUUAUGAAUAGUGUAUAAGGACGCUCUGAAGUGUAGAAGUCAAUAUGAGAAACUACACACCGUGUCCUGGGCCUCGGUUCAUCGUUUCUCUGUUCCAUAGAACCAAAAAAAAAGACCUUUUUUCGUGCAGGACUAAAUGUGGAGAGUGAUGUUGUUUUCUAUUAUGUGAUGUUUGGUUUAGUUUCUUAUUAUCUUGGUUUCUCUUAUGUGUUUUAUUGGUUUAGUUUCGUGUGAUCUUUCUUUCUCUUAUGUGAUGUUUGGUUUAGUUUUGUGUGAUCUUGCUUUCGGUUAUAAAACCAUGAUUAAUGGGGUUCUUAGAGAUGGGGUUCUUGGUUCAAUGGAACGGAGAAAUGAUGAAAAGGGUGAUUGAAUGCUUUGUCGUAUGAAAAUGAUCUGAUUUGCCAAUGAGUUGAUCACACACUUAACCACAAUACAUUUGACCCACCUCAUGUGAUAUAAAAAAAAUUAAUUAACGUCUAUAUAGAAAAAAAAAACACUAUAUGUAGAAAGAAAAAAACAUCUGGUAACGUCUUAUAUAGUCAAUAGACCCAAUACAAACAUCUGGUCCUGUAACGAAGUCUUUUUAUUGGGUUCUGUAAUAAGUAUCUGGUCAAUCACCUAUAUAGGAGUUUGAGUUUGAUGUUCUUUGCACUUUUGGGUUCCGUCUCUUUCGUUGGUAGCCGCUUUUGUGAACUUAGUUACCUUUCGCCCAUCAGUCGUAUGACGAAAUGCCUGAAUGAAAUUUAGAGACUUGGUUCUGUUUCUAAGGUUAUAAAGUUUCUUCCUUUUCUUCUAUUCAGAGUUGGUGGAGUCUGCUUAAUUAAGCGUUCUUGUGUAAGUCUUUAGCCACAUUGAGUCCGCUGAAUCCUUCCAAAUUGGAUAAUGGAAAAGGGAAAUCCUUUCGUUGCGUCCUUACACGAAGUAGAGAACCAACUUGAACUGUCACUGCGUCAAGCCUUUGAGAGUCUCGAGCCGAAGUUGCAGCCACCCUUCUCCCUGGAUAUCCCAGACCCGCAAGAGUCUCUUGAGCUCACUAGAGCCAUCGUUUAUGCCGUGUUAUGCGAUUCUGGUUCCUCUAAAACCCACAUCAAGCUCCUACAUGCUCUCGUCACUGAUGGGUAUGCGUUUUUCACUAGUUUGCUUGUUGGAACCGUUGUUGAACUGUACGGUAAACUUGUUGACUCAGCUAAAGUUCAGCUGCUUUGGUUAACAAAGGAGAUGAUUGAUGUCUCGAGUGUGGGACUCGAGGAUUUGCUUGUUUCUUUGCUGAGACGCAUUGGAAGUGGGGAUUACGGGGAGCAGAAUGUUUGGCUUUGCUCUGAACUGGUGAGCUUGUUUCUUGACAAAUGGGAUUGCUUGCUUGAAGAUGCGCCCUUGGUCUUGACUAGUGCUCUCUACAGCUUCCUUCGUUUGUUUGCGGAUCAUUGUAGGGUCACAGGCAUACCGAAGCUGGAAAACGUGAAGAGGCUAGAGAUCAAGUUCUGUGUCAAAAUGUUUAGAGAGCAGCUGCAUUUGAGUUUGAAGAUUGGAAGGGAUCUUGUCCGGUUAUUACAGGACCUAGUUCACAUCUCCGAGUUUAAAGAGAUAUGGAAUGAUUUGGUGUGCUCUGACGUUUCAAAGAUUUACCAGUCGAAGACUUCAAGUAGAUACUUCCUUCUCCGGAUAACUCCUGAGAUGGAAACCCAGUUAAGGUUUUUGCUUGGGAAUGUGAAGCUUGGAAGCCAUAAGCGGCAUCAGGUAUGGUUCUUGAAGAAGUUUCUCUUAGGUCCUGAGAAAGAAACAGUUCUGAUCGACAUAGUCCGGUUCAUCUGCUGUGUUGUUCACCCAACUAACGAGAUCAUCCGGUCAGAGAUCAUGCCGAGAUGGGCUGUUAUAGGUUGGUUUCUAGACCUGUGCAAGCAAAAUCAUCACGUCGAAGGGAGGGUUAAGCUGGCUCUCUUUUACGACUGGCUAUUCUUUGACGAAAGAAUUGACAGCAUUAUGAAUGUUGAACCUGCUGUGCUAUUGAUGUUAUGGUCGAUACCUCAGUAUCCACACAUCACUCACUCUUUACUUGAGUUUUUGCUUCAUCUUGUGGACACUUAUGACGUAGCCUGCCGAGAUAUGAUCAUGAGAGGUGUGGCAUCAGCUUUCAGAGAGAUUGAGAGAAAGGGAGUGGUUCAAUCGAUGGAUAUGUUCCUAUCAAAUCCUGAGAUUGCAACAGAUCUAAAGAAGAAGCUAGCAAACUUGUUGUCAUGUCAUCAGGACAUUAACUGAGCUCUUUAGAGCAUACCAAUGAUACCAUUACAUAUCAAUGAACAUUUCUUUGUAUCACAUUAAUACAUUGCAAGUGGUGUUCUUGCCAGAAGAUGAGAAUGAAAUUCCACAGAUUAAUAAAACUAGAGAUAGCACAGAUUUAUUCAUAAUGGUUUUAAUUUCAAAUAGCUCUGGUUUGGUCCUUGUGAAGUCAUUACAUGAGUUGAUAGAACCAUAUUGGUUAUUUGAUGUGACACUGGUAAAGAACGAUAAUAAUAAUAACUCUUCAGGGUUGUUCACCAA